Electrophorus electricus (electric eel) is the source of this 6111-nucleotide messenger RNA. It is a transcript of the gene zmym2, whose product is annotated as zinc finger, MYM-type 2. Lineage: Eukaryota; Metazoa; Chordata; Actinopteri; Gymnotiformes; Gymnotidae. The record is from RefSeq and is a predicted model, not a curated record. Gene Ontology annotation, molecular function: zinc ion binding.
GCGGAGCGCGUUGACGUCGUCCCCCGGUUGCCUUGACAGUACUCGCAGCCGUGGUCCAGUCUGUAAGGAAGCAAGUUUUAUUCGACUGCAUAGUCAAGGACACAGCCAGGGCUUUCAGAUUCGACACACCCGCUUUGGAGCACUAAGAUUUGAUAGAACGAACCGACUUUAUCACGAAUGACCCCAGUCGAGCCACAUGGAGCAACUUGGGAGGAUACGCGACGGACAGGCGAUCUGCUGCACACUUGGUCGGCCGCGUGAAAUCAUCGCGACCGUCCGACUCGAGCCGUCGCCUCUCGGUCACCUCCAUUAGCGCAUGCAUCGAGCCUGGAAGCGCGGGUGCCCGGUCUCGGGCUCCAGUACCUUCUUCCACCCCGGACGCGCGUGAAGGCCCAGGGGCUGCAGACGUGCAAGUGUGCGCGUGUAUGAACGCACGCAGCACUCCUGCUCUGCGUCGAUGCCUGCGGGAGGAGUCGUCGCUCACGUUGCACCAAAACGUUGGCCCACGAAUGCGUUUGAAACGGCUGCGUUAAAGUUAAGAAAGGCUGGACUUUAAAGAUCACCGUGCACUGUUUAUUUUUUUUUCUUUUUUGCGCUCCUGUUUUGAAUGAUGUGAUAUCCGCAGGAUUCUUGGCGCACAAUCCAGAUGUUUGAGUGCAUCUCUUGGUCCUAAGGUGGUUACCUCAGCGAUGGAUGGAGACUUGGAACAAAGGGCAGAUGUGGAAGAGGCCAAAACGGAGGAGGGGUCUGUAGAAACCACACCCUCCACAGAUCUGUCCUCAGAUGGGCAGCAUCAAGGUGGGACUGGCGCCAUGACAACAGACCUGCCCAAAGCUCUGGAGGAUAACGACGACGACGUGGUGUUAGUGGAGGGGCCUCCGGCUCCCUCUCAGGGGGGUGCGCCACUACAACCGGCUCCCUCUAGCACCUCGGCACCUGUCGAGGCCCCCCCUGCUGCCAAAACAACAGACUGCGUGGAGUCGGAUACCGCGGCAACCGUGCCCUGCAAGGCGCCCGCUCCACCCUCCUCCACAGCUGCUGCGGCAGCCGUAACCACGGCACCCAAAACCCAGAGCGAGCCCAUCGUGAUAGACGACGAGGAGGAUUCCGAGCAGAGAGCGUCUUCCCCCCCAUCCUCGUCCUCGCCGGUUCCCGGUCCGGAGAGGAGCGCUUUAAGCAGCACGGAGCCGGACUCGGAGAUAAAGAUCGCCAGCGUCACCACGCUGGGGGGGGCGUGCCCGUCCGAGGUGGCCCUGUCGACGGCCGUGGAACCGCGCGCCUCGGAGGGCAUGAGCCUCAAGAUCACGAGCGUGACCUCGCUAAAGGCAGACGGCGGGGCCGCCGCGCCUGGCCUGGGAGAGGAGGAGGCAAUGGAGAACAGUCUGCAGAUCAGCAGCGCGUUCAGCCUGAACCCGGAUGCCCAGCCCAACCAAGGACCAGCCGGCAGACCCUCACCGACGUUCAACCCCGGACGCGUCACCUCGACCGCACAACCGGUGCAGAACGGAGAGACGGGCACGCACCAGAGACCCGACUCCUGGAUCUCUCAGUCGGCGUCGUUCCCUCGCAACCAGAAGCAGCCGGGGGUGGACUCGCCGUCCCCGGCUGCUUCUCUCCCUAAACCGCCGGGCCAGUCGUCAUCCGGGUCGCAGCAGACGCCACCGGCGCCGCGGACCAUGAAGGUCACCUGCGCCAACUGCAAGAAGCCCUUAAAGAAAGGCCAGACGGCGUACCAGCGCAAGGGCUCUUCUCACCUCUUCUGCUCCACCACCUGCCUGUCGGCCUUCUCCCACAAGCCUGCGCCGAAAAAGAGCUGCACCAUGUGCAAAAAGGACAUCACUAGUAUGAAAGGCACGAUCGUGGCACAGGUGGACUCGAGCGAAUCCUUCCAAGAGUUCUGCAGCACCGGCUGUCUGGCUGCAUACGAAAAUAAACAGAAUCCGCCGAAGAACGUUCUCAAAACCAAGUGCACUGUCUGUGGAAAGCUCACAGAGAUUCGGCACGAGGUGAGCUUCAAGAACGUCACGCACAAGAUCUGCAGUGACGCCUGUUUUAACCGCUACCGCAUGGCCAACGGGCUGAUCAUGAACUGCUGUGAGCAGUGUGGCAACUACCUGCCCAGCCGGGCCACCGCAAACCACUUCAUACUCGUCGACGGCCAGCAGAAACGCUUCUGCUGUCAGAACUGCGUCCGUGACUACAAGCAGUUGUGCCUGAGUUCACCUGACGUUUACCUGAAUGAGUUUCGUUUGUUUAUGUGCUUCCUACCCGAGGCUCAUGGGAAAAUGACCCAGUGCAGCGGUUGCAAGACGAUGUGCAGAUCGUUCGAGGUCACUCACGGCAUCGGGCCGAGCGGAACCAUGGAGCCUUACUGUUCUACGGGCUGCUUGAAUAAAACCAAAAUCGCAGCAGUUGCACAGACUGCUGAGCCAACCUGUCAUUUCUGUAAGAGAAAUUCUUUACCUCAGUAUCAGAGCACCCUACCCGAAGGGAAAGUCUUAAACUUCUGCAGCCCGCAGUGUGUGACAAAGUUCCAGAGUGCCACCACGCAGGUGUCUGCCAAUGGCCAGCUACCCUCGCCGGCGUCCGGCGUCCAGCUGAAGUGCAGCUACUGCAGAGGGACUUUCAGUCUGAAGCCCGAGACACUGGAAUGGGAGGAUAAGGUCUACCAGUUCUGCAGUAAAACGUGUUGUGAGGACUACAAGAAGCUGCACUGCAUCGUCACCUUCUGUGAGUACUGCCAGGAAGAGAAAACACUUCACGAGACCGUCAAGUUCUCGGGGGUGAAAAGACCCUUCUGCAGCGAAGGCUGCAAGCUGCUGUUCAAGCAAGACUUUGCGCGACGCCUCGGCCUCAAAUGCGUCACAUGCAACCACUGCACGCAGAUGUGCAAGAAGUCCAUCACCAAGCAGGUGGACGCCGUCAGCAGAGAUUUCUGCAGCGAGGCCUGUGCGAAGAAGUUUCACGACUGGUACUACAAGGCGGCGCGCUGCGACUGCUGUAAGCUGCAGGGGAACCUGACGGAGUCGGUGCAGUGGCGCGCUGAGAUGAAGCACUUUUGCGACCAGCAGUGUCUCCUACGCUUCUAUUGCCAACAGAACCAGCCAAACAUGAUCACGCAAAAGGGGCCUGAAAACACGUCUUUAGGAUUUGGAGGACAAACCCACGCGUCAAAGCUCACACUGAUCAAUCAGGGGCCCGUGUCCUACACUGGAGGAGGAGUCCUCAAGGACGUCAAGAACAAAGCCGUCCUGUGCAAGCCUCUGACCAUGACCAAGGCCACCUACUGCAAACCUCAUAUGCAGAGCAAACCCCUCCAGACAGAAGAGGACGGUUUGGAGGGCUUGGUGAAGGAGCUGGUGCCCGUCCCUAUCCCUGUCCCUGUCUAUGUCCCAGUACCCAUGCACCUUUAUGCUCAGGCCACACCCACACCUGUCGCAAUACCUGUACCGGUACCUGUACCUGUGUUCUUGCCCACGACGCUGCAGAGUGCCGAGCAGAUCGUAAAGACCAUCGACGAGCUCAAAGCCAAGAUCCCCACGGACCCCCUGGAGGCCGACCUGUUAGCCAUGGCGGAGAUGAUCGCAGAGGACGACAAGAAGCCGGACUGCUCGGAGGUCAAAUGUGCGAGGAACAGCGGAGGUGUGAAAAGGAAGCGGGUGAAGAGUGAGAUUGGCGGGAGCGGGUCGGAGGAAGACGAGGAGGAAGAAGAGGAGAAAGACGAGGAGAAAUACGAGCCAGAGCUGGACCUGGAGACCGACCUUCCUCCAGCCUCAGAGCCUGUUCCCGUCCUGGAGGGGCUCGAUGCAGAGAUGGGCUUCACGCUGCCCCCCGUCCUGGCCGACGAGAGGGAGGAGCCGCCCCGGCCCGUCACCCGGCGGAGGCGGGGCAACAAGAGGAAGACCCUGGAGGAGGAAUUGUCUCCGUGCCUGUCCUCGUCCGCGGACGCCUCCUUCCCCCUGGACACCAGGUACGGCCUCAACGCCUGGAGGAGAUGGGCGUUAUCGUCGCCGGCAGAGACCACAGACGUGGAAGAGGAAGACCUCAAACAAGUGACUCCAGCUCGGUUGAAAGGCGGCCUCCUCUCGCUCAGCUCGGCGGAGCUCAACCAGGCUCUGUGUCGGUUCGUGCAGCAGGUGCGUCGUCCCAGCGGCGAGCGCUAUGCCCCGGACAGCGUCCUCUACCUCUGCCUGAGCAUCCAGAAGUAUUUGCAGGACAAAGGCAGACCAGAUGACCUGUUCAACGACCCCUGUUACAGUAUGUUUGGAGAGGAGCUGAACAAGGUCCUGAAGGACUGGCAGCCCAGUGUUCUUCCUGACGGUUCUCUGUGGGGCCGGGUGGAGGAGUCGUGUCUGUGGAGCAGCGGUCAGCUGGGGGAACACUCCGCCUCUGUCCUGCUGCGCUCCCUCGUCUAUCUCAACACGAAGUACUUCGGCCUGCGCACGGUGGAGCAGCACCUGCGUCUCUCGUUUGCCAACGUGUACAGGCCCAGCUCGUCUAAGCCGCACAGCCACGACACCACCGUCUGUAUCUGUAUCCCCUCCAUCUCACAGGAUCAGCACGAACCUACAGGAAGCAAGAGGAGGCGUAAAGAGAGAGGCGACUCGAACUUCGAGCUGGAGGACAGUUGGAGAGGCUCCGCCCACUGCCCCGUCAGGAAGCACGAGUGUCGUCUGUAUGAGCUGUACCUGUCCAAGUGCCCCGAGUCCGUGAGGCAGAGGACUGACUUUUUCUACGUGACGUCUGAGCUCUCCUCCGAAGCAGAAGGGGCGCUGUGGUUCAGCUCGACUCCUCUAGAGAAGCGCGUCCUGGAGGGUGUCCUCACUCAGGUCCUCCUAGUGAAGGACAUCUACAGAGAGAGCUCCCCAGAGGAGGAGGGCGUGUAGGGACAGAAAGACCGAGGACUCCUGUACCACAGAAAGAGCCAUUAUAUAACGUCACUGUCCCUUUAACGCCGCCAGUCCCAGUCAGGCCACGGGCGAAGAGAAAUACCGUAUGUGAGGACGCGAGAGGUUUACAGCCCAGUGCCGACUCAACCAGUGGUUCCAGAAGCCAGGAGACAGGAGAGUGGUGCUUUUCGUGAGAAGUUACCCAGAGACUGCUGCUUUCUUCCCGUUUUGUUUGUCUGUUUUUGUCUGGGUUUCUUUUCUUUUUUUCUUUUUUUCUCCUCCCCUCCCACCCCUCCAUUUCUUAAGGAACUCGAGUGUAUGUGAUGUAGCAUUACUUACGAUGCCCAGGGCUGCUGUGCUCUGUACAUAUUUCUGAAAGUAGUGGGUUUAGCGAAAGAUGGAGUGUGUGUGUGCGUGACUAAAAGGAAAAAAAACAAAAAAGAUCUGAAAUACUAUAAAUAAACAGAAAGGAAACAAAACACCCUUAAAAUGAACUCAACAAUGCCUUCUUAAGAUAAAUAUUUAUUUAUUGCAGUUUGUGAUGUAUGUUUAAAGUCCUUUUUAUGACAGAACUGUGCGUGGGUGGGAGGGUGAGUUGUGUGCAUGCAUGUGCGCGCACUUGGUGAUUUGUGUGCGCGCGCGUGUGCUGUGAUGUUUCCCUCACUUUCUUUAAGAAGAGCAGAACCCUCUGCAGUCCUGGAUCACACGUCCGUGUGUCUUUCCCUGUCUACUAGUUUUGGCGCUGAGCUGUUGCUAAGCAGGCUUAAGAGGAAACUGGGUUUUUCCGUUGGUGGUUAAACUCUCUAGUUUGAUCCAGUUCCUUUGAAUAAUCAGGGUUUUUUUUGUUUUGUUUUUUAUUCUCCUGUGAUUUAGAUUUUCCCUCCUACCUUCACGUUUGGAUGCUUCUUUAUUACGUAUUAAAUAAACAAGCACUUAACAACGUGCAGUGUUUGUUCUACACUAAGGUUUUGUGAAUGGUAGAGCACGUAAAAUGGGUUCUGGACCUUUGCAGGAUUUGAAAAUAUAUUUUUAAAGAACUUUUGUGGCUGCAAAUGAUGGUUAGACUUUUGUUUAAUGAAAAUUCUACUCUGAGAUGUGAGGUAGGAGUAUUAUUAUUUAAAUCCUGAAAAUGGUUUCCGUUGGUCUUUUUAUUGGAAGUUUUAUUUAUGUCUUUUUGUACCAUUGAAUUAAAAGCGACUUUUUCUCCAUCAUGUAAAACCCA